Galleria mellonella (greater wax moth) is the source of this 2961-nucleotide messenger RNA. RefSeq lists its product as uncharacterized. The record is from RefSeq and is a predicted model, not a curated record. Lineage: Eukaryota; Metazoa; Arthropoda; Insecta; Lepidoptera; Pyralidae. Bases 25 to 1323 code for a protein of 432 amino acids. The transcript has 2 exons.
UAUUUCACAAUUCAUUAUUUAAUUAUGGCAUCCUUUACACUUCUCUCUUUGACUUGUAUUACUGUUCUAUGUGGCUUUACUCAAGCACAAUAUUUCGGCCGCACUUACUGCACUCAUCAACUACCACGUCCAGUGGAACCAGCCCCAUGUUACAAUUCUGGAGACGAUCUAAAUACGCUUUUAUUAUUUACCAAACUUUUGGAAAAUGACUGUAGUUGUGAGAGCACAUCAAGUAAAAAUAAUCAUAACGAUAUUAAUAAUACAGUGAUCAUCGAAAAGUUAAUCAAUGCGUUAGUGACUGUCGUAGCUCAGCAGAGAGGUAGUGAUGUGACUGGAGGGCACGGUGGGGCUGGAGGAUACACUGGGUCUGGAGGACACGGUGGGUCUGGAGGACACGGUGUGUCUGGAGGGCACGGUGGUUAUGGCGGACAUUGUGGUUCUGGAGAGCACAGUUGGCCUGGAGGAUAUAGCGGACCUGGAGGACAUAGCGGAUCUGGAGGACAUAGAGCACCUGGAGGACAUAGCGGACCUGGAGGACAUAGUGGACCUGGAGGGCAUCACUGGUCUGGUGGGCAUAGUGGAUCUGGAUCUGGAGAAUAUCCACCUUGGUUUGGAGGGCAUAGUGGGAAUAGCGAGCACGGUUGGCCGGGAGAAGACGGCAGUUUUGGAGGUCAUGGUGGAUUCAAAUGGCAUGGGGGUUCUGGCAGGCAUGGUUCGUCUGGAGAGAAUGAUGGUUCUGGAAGGAAUGGUGGAUCUGGUAGUACAGGUAGAAAAACUAAGGACGAAGGGCUUAUAGAUUUAAGUUUAUUAGACCACAAUGAUUUACUUAAACUAAUGUUAGCUGGUCAGGAUAUUUUGCGUUUGGGCGUAGGUCCUGAUAACAGUAAAGGUGGCCAAUCCGGGGGUGGCCUUGGAGGCAUAGUCGGAGGGCUUCUUAAUGGGGUUGGAGGGUCUGGUAGUAAAGAUAAGUCCGGUAGUGAUGGUUCUGGAAGAAAUGGUGGAUCUGGUAGUACAGGUAGCAAGACUAAGGACGAAGGGCUUAUAGAUUUAAGUUUAUUAGACCACAAUGAUUUACUCAAACUAAUGUUAGCUGGUCAGGAUAUUUUGCGUUUGGGCGUAGGUCCUGAUAACAGUAAAGGUAGUCAAUCCGGGGGUGGCCUUGGAGGCACAGUUGGUGGGCUUCUUAAUGGGGUUGGAGGGUCUGGUGGUAAAGAUAACUCCGGAAGUGAUGGUAGUUCAGGUAGUAAUUCGGGAGGUGCCCUUGGUGGUACAGUCAGUGGGCUUCUUGAUGGAGUCGAGGGCGUAGUAGAUUCUUUGCUGUAACUCAUAAAUAACAUAAUCGAUUGAAUUGAAUUGAAGCUCUGUGGUUAAUAAACAAAUACAGCGAUUCCUUACUCACCAAAAUAAGAUAUUAUAUAGUUUUCGAAGAUUAGGUUUGAAUAUAGCGCUGGUGCCCCUAAUGUUAUCAUAUUAUUUUAUCAUUUUGUAUAAAUGUAAAAAUUGUUUACAUAACUUCGAUUAUAUACAUAAACAUAAUUACUAUAAUAUACAAAUAAACAGGUUGCUUGCCUGCCUAUUUCUUCGUGUAUAUUAUAUUUUAACGAACAACCGACCAGAUUCUUUGGUGACUAGCUGACCCAACGAACUUCGUUCUGCCUAACUGCGCGCGGUACUGGACAAUACUUGGAUAUUGCACCAUUACUUUAUUUUUCUAAAAUAAAAGAAUUUUUCUAAAAUAAACGUAGCCUAAGUUACUCCUUAUUACAUCAGCUACCUGUCAAUAAAAGUCCCGUCAAAAUCGGUCUAGCCAUUUAAGAGAUUAGCCGGAACAAACGGACAGAGAGACAAAAAUUGUAAAAAAUGUUAUUUUGGUAUAUGUACCGUAUAUAUAUUCAUAUACAUGUAGUAAAAAACGGUUAUUUCAAUAUUACAAACAGACACUCCAAUUUUAUUUAUAUGUAUAGAUUUAAAUUAAAUCAUUUAAUAUACCUGUAGAGUAUAAAGUGUCUAUUAUUUAUAUGAAAUUUAAACCUGGAGUGAACAUUAUGUAGAGGGUCACAGUGAAAAUAAACAUGUUUAAGAGCUACAAUAUAUGUAUAUAAUAUAUACAAAUACAAAACAAGACAACAAGUUGAAGAGAAAAUAGUUUAAAAUUAAACAAAUAACGACUUUGAUCGUAAUGACUCUAGUAGCUGUUUUAAAAUAAUGUAUCUACUAGCUUUAACCCUCGACUUCAUCCGCGUUGUUUGAUCGUAAAAUGUCCCAAAUAAUAUAUGCAUAUGUACCAGAUUUCAUGACAAUUGCUCUCGAGGAAACAGGACAUUCAAUUGUUUUCAAAAGCACUCAGUGCGAUCUUAAAAAAUAAUAAAGUACAUAUGUAUAUCUGUCUAUCUAUCAAUACAAAAGUCCCGUGUCUUUGUUCACGCUAAUCUUCGAAAUCGUUCAACUGAAUUUUUUUAUGUAUUGGUAUUGUUUGCUUUUACUUAUUUUUAUAUUAUUUCGCAACCAGUUAAAGUGGCUCCCUAUCCGACUUCGACGUGAUAUGCACAUCCUUUCUUUCCUUUAUAACAUACUCAAUAACCCCAAUUCUCCAUCGUACCUCCGCUCCCGGUUUAAAUUAUUACCACCACCAGUCCGUCCUAAACGCUCCUGUCAACUGCAAUCCAGGAUGCUUGAACUUCCUGUGUGUAGGACACACUUUAUGGGCAACUCUUUCUCGUAUCGAGCUGUCCAGUUAUGGAACAAACUCCCUUCCCAAAUACAAGAGAGUCCCUCUAUUACCUCUUUCAAGAAGAGGUUAAAAUCACAUUUUCUUUCCCUUGAGUAAUAUAUUUUUUUUUUUUUUUUUUUGUAUUUUUCUAAUUGAACUCUCAAAUCUUAAAAUCAUUAAACGAAAUUUCUAAUGUAUGUAGUAUAUUAAUUUAUUUUAACAUAUACUAUAUAAGUAGGUAGGUAUUGUAU